Eutrema salsugineum is the source of this 1555-nucleotide messenger RNA. RefSeq names its product late embryogenesis abundant protein At3g53040. The record is from RefSeq and is a predicted model, not a curated record. The transcript has 3 exons. NCBI's taxonomy places the organism in Eukaryota, Viridiplantae, Streptophyta, Magnoliopsida, Brassicales, Brassicaceae. Bases 97 to 1359 code for a protein of 420 amino acids.
AACGAACAAAAAUUCAAAAAAAAAAAGAAAAAUCAAGAAUCUAUCAGAAUAUUUUCUUGGAAUCCAAGCCAACGAGAGAAGAAACGAAAACAAACCAUGGCGUCAGGACAACGAGAGGCGGAGAGAGCCGCCAAGGCCGAGAGAGCUGAGGCUGCGACGAGGCUCGCGGCUGAUGACUUGAGAGACAUCAACAAAGAAGGCGGUGUGACGUAUAAGCUGACGGAAAAGACAACAACGACGACGGAGCAUCCUACAUCCAUGGAGGAGGAGACGACGGAGAGACCUGGCCUAAUAGGCUCCGUGAUGAAGGCGGUGCAAGGAACUAAAGAUGCGGUGAUCGGAAAGAGUCAUGAUGCGGCCGAGUCAACGAGAAACGGAGCUGAAGUUGCAUCGGAGAAGGCGGCGGGAGUGAAAGAUGCCACCGCAGAGAAAGCCGUAGAAGUGAAAGAUACUACUGCGGACAAGACAAAGGAAACCACGGAUUACACGGCGGAUAAAGCGAGAGAAGCUAAAGAUAAGACGGCGGAGAAAAUGGGUGAAUAUAAAGAUUACACGGCGGAGAAGGCGAAAGAAGCUAAGGAUACAACGGCAGAGAAAGCAAAGGAAAUGGCGGAUAAGGCGAAAGGAGCUAAAGAUACGACGGCAGAGAAAGCAAAGGAAACGGCAGAUUACACAGCGGAUAAAGCUAGGGAAGCAAAAGAUAAGACGGCGGAGAAAAUGGGAGAAUAUAAAGACUAUACGGCGGAGAAGGCGACAGAAGGGAAAGACGUAGGAGUGAGCAAGAUCGGUGAACUGAAGGAUAGUGCAGUGGACACGGCGAAGAGAGCUAUGGGUUUCUUGUCAGGCAAGACAGAAGAAACCAAGCAAAAAGCUGUAGAGACCAAAGACACUGCCAAGGAAAAAAUGGACGAGGCAGGAGAAGAAGCUAGGAGGAAAAUGGAAGAUAUGAGACUUGAAGGCAAAGAACUCAAAGACGACGCUGGCCAAACGGGCCACGAAAAGACCGAGUCUGCCGCCGGAAAAGCACGUGAGAUCAAAGAUUCCACCACCGAGAGAGGUGAAGAAGGGAAGGGGACGAUAAUGGGUGCGUUGGGGAACAUGACGGGAGCGAUAAAGAGUAAGCUGACUGGUACGACGCCGUCUGAUGAUGAGACUCGCGCGGCGGCGCGUGGAGAAGAAGAACAAGGCUUGGGGAAGACGACUGUGACCGUUGACGUGAAAGACACGAGGCCUGGACAAGUGGCGACGUCGCUGAAAACGUCUGAUCAAAUGACUGGUCAAACAUUUAACGACGUUGGAGUGAUGGAUGAAGAGGCAAGUAAGGGAAAAGUCACCGUGGAAGAGAAAGGCAAGCUGUAAUGUAAUAAAAACACUGCGUUUUUUUAGGCUUUUGGCUUUUGUAUAACGAAAGAUUAGAAGUUUCUUUUUCUUUUGUCAUAAGGCUUUUUCAAUCUUGAUUUGUAAUAAAAAAUAUAUAUAUAUAUAUAUAUAUAUCCUCUGUUUUGCGCUUUUAAGGUCUACAGUUGUUUUGUUUCUCAGAUGGUGAAAUCAGUAG